AUGGCAGCAGCGACGGCAGAUGUAUUCCUGAUAACUGAAACAUGGUUAACUUCAAGCAUUCACGAUUCGGAAGUUGUACCAGUCGGUUUUACAAUGUUACGAACGGAUCGCGGAGGUGUGCGGCGAGGCGGCGGAGUGGCCGUCGCGGCUAGUCCACGAUAUCAACUGCAUAGAAUUGACGUGACGUCAUCGCUUGCCGACUCGGGCUGUGAACUCGUUUGCGCGGGACUGUACCACAACAAUAAUUUAUUGUUGGUAGUUCUAUGUGUUUAUAUUCCGCCCAAUGCCAAGGACGAAAUGUAUGAAACAGUUUUUACCGAAAUAGAAAGUGUAUUACCCAAAUAUGACAGGUUUUUAAUAUGUGGUGAUUUUAAUUUGAAUUCUGCAAAUACUAAUAUACGUAUUAGAUUUGAAUAUUUACUGUCAUUCUGCGAUCUUCAGCAAAUAAACUGUGUGUGUAACAGUGCAGGUGGUAUGUUGGAUUUGGUACUGGUGAAUGCAUCGUUGAGUCAGAUCACAGUGCGGAAAGAGGAGGAUUGGUUGGUACCACCUGAUGACUAUCAUCCACCGUUGAGCAUACAGGUAAGUGACAUGUUUGUUCAUAAUAAGUGCGUGGGCUCGAAUGUGGAUUCUGCUGUUUUUACCGGUUGGAACUUCAAAAAAGCAGAUUUCUGCAAUUUAUAUCGUUUUUUUGAGAAUACAUGCUGGGAUUCUAUAUAUGAAAUAUCUGACCCAGAUGAAGCCGUGUCUGUUUUUUAUAAGAUUAUUAAAGAUUGUAUAAAUAAUUGCGUGCCGAUUAAAUUGCGUUUAUCAGAGCCACCUCGAUACAUAUAUCCUGUGUGGUACUCCGAUUGUACUAAACGCAACAUUAAGUUGAAAGCAUAUCAUCAUCGUUGUUAUAAAAAAAAUGGCAAUGUACAUAAUAGGCAAGAAUUUAUGAGGCUUAGGGCAAUGGUGAAAUUGAACAUCAAGGAGGAUUUUCAGAUUUACAAAAACAAAGUCGAAAGUAACUUAAGGCGAGAUCCGUCGACCUUUUGGCGUUAUAUAACGUCCAAACGUCGAGUUAAAAAGUCUGAAGUGAUAUUGUCAGAAGGAAAACCUUUAUCUGAUGAGGAUGGAGCACAAUUGUUUGCUCAAUACUUUCGAUCUGUGUAUGCAAACAAUCCACCUAUUUUGAACGCAGACGAAGCAAUUGCGGUGGCAGGUUCAGAAAGUUUGCGCGUUCAUAUCGACGCCAUUAGUCUCGAUGAUGUGGAGCUGGCAUUCAGACGACUCAAUGCAAAAUGUUCAGCCGGUCCUGACGGCAUUCCUCCUUAUAUCGUAAAAGACUGUAAGUCAGUAUUUUUAAAACCAAUAUGUUAUCUUUUUAACUUGUGUCUCAGUAAAUGUAUUUACCCGGAAGUGUGGAAAAUUUCACGCGUGGUUCCCAUUCCUAAAGGUAAUUCUAAGUCGGAUGUAAGCGAUUUUAGACCAGUGGCAAUAUUGUCUACCUUCGGUAAAUUAUUCGAGAGUAUAUUACAUUUUCUAAUCAGUAAACAACUACAGAACCGACUUACUGACUGCCAACAUGGUUUCCGGCCUGGCCGUUCCACGGCUACCAACUUACUGUCCUUUUGGACAUAUGUCACGGAUGCAGUGGACUGUGGCAGCCAGGUUGACGCAGCAUAUUUCGAUAUAAAAAAAGCAUUCGAUAGUGUAGACAACGACGUUCUUCUUCACAAACUUUCAGCUGCCGGAUUUUCUCCAUUGUUAACUAAAUUUUUCUCCAACUACCUUCGCAAUCGAAGGCAGUUUGUGCAGUAUAAUGGGAGCUACUCUGAGCCAUAUUACACUUAUUCCGGGACGACUUAA
This is a messenger RNA of Achroia grisella, 1851 nucleotides long. RefSeq lists its product as uncharacterized. NCBI's taxonomy places the organism in Eukaryota, Metazoa, Arthropoda, Insecta, Lepidoptera, Pyralidae. Bases 1 to 1851 code for a protein of 616 amino acids. The transcript is spliced from 2 exons. The record is from RefSeq and is a predicted model, not a curated record.